GGUAGGAAACCCAGUAUGUGGGAUAACUUCAGUCACAAACAUCCAGAAAAAAUUGAGGACCACAGUUCGGGUGAUGUAGCCAAUGAUUUUUAUCAUAGUUAUAAGGAGGACAUAAUUUUGAUGAAAGAAAUGGGAUUGGAUGCAUUCAGAUUCUCCAUCUCAUGGUCUAGAGUAAUACCUAGUGGUAAGAUCAGUGGAGGAGUAAACCCACUAGGUGUCAAAUUCUACAACGAUUUGAUCAACAACCUCUUAUCCAACGGCUUGCAGCCUUAUGUGACUCUAUUUCACUGGGAUCUUCCACAAGCUCUUAUUGAUGAGUAUGGUGGAUUCUUAAGCCCAAAUAUUGUGGAUGAUUUUUGGGAGUAUGCUAACUUUUGCUUCAGAACAUUUGGCGAUCGAAUUAAGCAGUGGCUGACCAUGAAUGAACCAUAUGAAUUUAGUACAUAUGGAUAUGGCUAUGGUUAUUAUGCACCAGGUCGAUGUUCUAACUACAUUGGAAAUUGUACGUCUGGGAACUCGGCAACCGAACCCUACAUAGUUGGCCACCACCUGAUCCUUUCCCAUGGAGCAGCUGUGAAGUUGUAUAGAGAGAAAUACAAGGCUUUUCAAAAGGGCCAAAUUGGGAUCACAUUAUCGUCAAAUUGGUUUGUGCCUAUUUCUCAAAAUGUCGCCAAUCGAAAGGCUGCUUUAAGGGCUAUUGAUUUCAUGUUGGGAUGGUUCUUACAUCCAAUGACAUAUGGUGAAUAUCCUGAGAUCAUGCGGUCUUUGGUGAAAAAUAGAUUACCAAAAUUCACCACGACACAGUCUAAGAUGCUGAGAAAUUCUUAUGAUUUUCUCGGCAUGAAUUACUACACUUCAUAUUAUGCUGCCAAUGCUAUGCUUUUAACCAGUAUGAACUUGAGCAUGACAACAGAUAAUCGUGUUAUAUUUUCCAGCCAGAAAGAUGGAGUCCCCAUUGGUCAGCCGACCGAUUUGAGCUGGCUUCACAUGUAUCCAAAAGGGAUUCGAGCGCUUAUUCUAUAUAUAAAAGAUUACUAUGGAAAUCCACCAAUUGUCAUUACAGAAAAUGGGGUUGGAGAUGCAGAUAAUAGCACUUUACCAAUUAAAGAAGCCUUGGAGGAUAACUUGAGGAUAUUGUACCACCAUGGACAUCUAACAUAUCUCUCAAAAGCUAUCAAGUGAGUAUUUGCAAAUGGCCUACUAAAUUCCAAGCCAUCUUUUCAUGCAUCACAUUUUAUACUAAAACUUGUAAUAACUUGUAAUAUCAACAGUUG
Molecule: messenger RNA, 1274 nt
Organism: Cornus florida
Lineage: Eukaryota; Viridiplantae; Streptophyta; Magnoliopsida; Cornales; Cornaceae
Product: beta-glucosidase 12-like
Exons: 11
Coding region: 16-1182 (388 amino acids)
Biological process (GO): carbohydrate metabolic process
Molecular function (GO): beta-glucosidase activity
Source: RefSeq, a predicted model, not a curated record